Messenger RNA from Bactrocera dorsalis (oriental fruit fly), 4654 nucleotides. Its product is annotated as serine/threonine-protein kinase GL21140. NCBI's taxonomy places the organism in Eukaryota, Metazoa, Arthropoda, Insecta, Diptera, Tephritidae. Bases 318 to 2621 code for a protein of 767 amino acids. The record is from RefSeq and is a predicted model, not a curated record. Gene Ontology annotation, molecular function: ATP binding; protein kinase activity. Gene Ontology annotation, biological process: intracellular signal transduction; protein phosphorylation. The transcript is spliced from 8 exons.
ACCGGUCAUAUAAAGUUGUCCGUGCCGUUGCAAAAGACAAUCGCACCAACAAUAUAGUGCAUGUGGCACAAACAUAAAUAUAAUGUAAGCCCUUACGAUUAUCUGUGUGAUAAAUAGUUUACCAAAGCAAAAGAGAAGUAAUCAUACAAUUCGAAUUGGCUGGCAAUCAGUGAAGUGCAUAAUACAAGCCGGUCAAGUAGCGCUGCCCUUGAGGUACUCGCAAGGCUACACCUAUCUAUAGUGUCUAGGAAAUUGUCUUAAAGUCAUCAAUCAAAUUCUCUGUUACAAGUAAUUUUUCGCUUAACCAGUGCUAGAAAAUGCGAUAUCGCAAAUAUAGAAAAUAUAGUUGGAACUCUGAUGAUCCUAUCGUACGGCUGUCGAGAAUGGAAGUUCAGACGGUGAAUAAUCACCUAAACAAUUCCCUCAUAUCACCGCCAGCCUUGUCACAAUCACAGCAAGCGCAACUGAAUAACAGUAUCAUCGCACUUAGUCGCAGUAACAGUCCGGCCAGUUCGAAUUCAGAGAUUGAAAAAGAGUUACAAGAUUUGGAUUUAAAUAGUUCGCUGAAUAGUGGCAGUGUCAGUUUGGGUGCCGAUCUCAAUUGUAAAUCGAAUGGUUCGUUAAGCGGUGCCUCCACUACCAGCUCGACAACGGGCCUUACAACGUCCGUGACCACCGCCGCCGCUGCAGCAGGUAUAAAAACAACUUCUUCUACCGAAGCCUUAAUCAAUGGCAAUGGUGCUGACGCUACAAAUACAACAAUUAACACCUUAGCAGUAUCGCAGGUGAAGAAGCGUAUUUCAAGCAGCCGUACACCAACACGUAAAGCGAGACGAAUAAAAUUCUAUCGCAAUGGCGAUCGUUUCUAUCCGGGUAUAACCAUUCCAGUCUCAAAUGAACGUUAUAGAUCAUUCGAGAGCCUUUUUGAAGACUUAACACGUUUAUUAGAGGAUAACGUAAAAAUUCCAGGGGCUGUGCGCACCAUUUAUACCAUGUGUGGCAAAAAGAUCUCCACUUUGGACGAACUCGAAGAUGGCCAAAGUUACAUUUGUUCCUGUAAUAAUGAGAAUUUCAAGAAAAUCGAAUACAACACCUCCUCACAACCGUUGGCCAACUUAACACUCUCCAACAAGACAAACAAUCGUUUGUCCAAAGCUUAUCGUCCAUCUUCACCGCUUAAGAAUGGUACGGCCACUUACAAUAGCGGCGGUGGCGGCGUAGCUGGGGGUGGCGUAACCGGUAAUGGCACAAAUGCCACAGCUGGUGCCACUAAUGGCAGUCCAGUGCUAAAAUUAAGCGAGCGCGACCGUGUGGUACAUCCCCGUAUUGUGACACUGAUAAGAAAUGGCACCAAGCCACGAACUAUUAUGCGCCUACUGUUAAACAAGCGCAACAGUCCGAGCUUUGAUCAUGUAUUAACCGCCAUCACGCAAGUGGUACGACUUGAUACAGGUUAUGUACGCAAAGUGUUUACGCUCUCUGGUAGUCCGGUUGUACAGUUGGCCGAUUUCUUCGGUCCCGAUGACAUUUUCUUUGCCUAUGGCACAGAACGUGUUAAUAAUCCUGAUGAUUUCAAACUCGAACCUGAUGAACACAAAGCCAUACAGGCCAUACGAAAGUCACUGCGUACAGCAGGUACGACAUACAAAGGUCCCAAACCGAAAAUGCCAGUAAAGAGUAAAAAUCUGAAUAGCGCAAAACAUCAGCAAAAUCAUCAACAAGAACCAUGUGAUCAAAUUGUUGACGAAGAUUUGGCCGCGCUAAAUGAGAGCGGCAUCGAUGCAAGCGAACUGCCUGGCGUAAUACGUGAACGUUACGCAUUGGGUCAGAUUAUAGGUGAUGGCAAUUUCGCUGUUGUCUUAAAGAUCAAAGAUCGGCAGAGCGGUUUGCCAUACGCGUUGAAAAUCAUCGAUAAAAGUAAAUGUAAAGGCAAAGAGCACUACAUCGAUGCUGAGGUGCGUGUAAUGAAGAAAUUACAACAUCCACACAUUAUUUCUUUAAUCAUGGAUGUUGAUCAGCAAGCGAAUAUGUACUUGGUGUUGGAGUAUGUAAGCGGUGGCGAUCUUUUUGAUGCUAUAACACGUGUAACACGCUUCUCUGAGAAUCAGUCACGUGUAAUGAUUAAGCAUUUGGCCUCCGCCAUGGCCUAUUUACAUUCCAUGAGCAUUGUGCACCGUGACAUCAAGCCCGAGAAUCUAUUGGUUGAGCUGGAUGCCAAUGGCUAUGUAACUGAACUGAAAUUGGCUGAUUUUGGUUUGGCCUGUGAGGUGACCGAACCAUUGUUUGCUGUAUGCGGCACGCCAACUUAUGUCGCACCAGAAAUCCUAAUGGAAACAGGUUACGGUCUGAAGAUCGAUGUUUGGGCUGCUGGUAUAAUACUUUACAUCUUGCUUUGCGGCUUUCCACCAUUCGUUUCGCCCGAUAAUCAACAAGAGCCGCUAUUUGAUGCCAUUAUAUCCGGUGUAUAUGAAUUCCCCGAACCUUACUGGUCGGACAUUGGUGAUGGUGUACGCGAUCUCAUUGCUAACAUGCUGCAAUCCGAUCCCGAAGUACGUUUCACAAGCGAGGAUAUACUGGAUCACUACUGGACACUGGGUGAAUGUAAUGAUUAUAGCAGUUGAAUUUACUGCUUAAAUGCAUUGGAAUAGCGGGUGGGAAAACGUUACAAACAACAAAAACAACAAUGUUAUGAUCACAUUUUAGGUCUAUAGCUAGUUUAGGAAGCUGCUUGUUUGUCGACGUAAACAUAUAUAAAUAUAUACAUACAUAUAGGUUUAGUUUCGGGGGCGUAGUUUUAGUAUUAUGUAUUUAAUUGCUUAUUAAAAAUUAUAAUUAACGAAAAUUUAUUUAUAUGCGAGAAAAAAAUUGAAAAUGCGACAAUGCAAAGAUGAUACAAUGUUAAUAACUAAAAGAAGUAAAGAAAAGAGCAAAACAAACGAAAUUAUUGAAGAGUUUUAUAGGCGUUAAAAAUUAUUGUGGCAAAUCUUUUAGAAACGCCACACAGCAAUUAACAGCGACUUAACUAAAUACAUUCAUUAUACAUACAAACACACACAUAAAACACGAACUUACAUACAUAUAAACACAUAUGCGCAUAUAUGUAUGCUUAAGUAUUUUAUUAACUAUAGUAUUCAUAAUUUUUGCAUAAUUUAUGGGCAAACUUAGAGCACAUUUGCGAGGUGGCAAAAUUGAUUACGCGCGAGCAAUAAGGCGUGCUAAGAUUAUAUGAAAAUCACCGUCGCCUGCGCAUAAGAAAGUCAGUGGAAAUAUUAUAUCACUGUAACAGCAAAAUUGUACGAAUUCAAAAAGAAACAAAGCGAAACGCUAACGAAAAAAACACCAACUUAUUCGUGUAUAUUUUUUAUAUAAAUAUUUUGUACGUAAAUUUUAAUUGGUUUUUAUUGUAAGAGACAUCAACAUUUACUAUCUGUCCCAGGCUGAUAUUUCUCCACAGCUCUAUCUAUUUUAUCCACUUUGUGUAUUAUUUUCUACCUACAUAUAUUAAAAUGUUUACUGUUAGUGCUACUGCGAUAAGGGUUAGUUGUAUUAUAUUUUUAUGUGUUUUCUGUUGUUAUAUAUUUUAAUUUUCAUUUUAAAUGCAAAAAAAUAUGUCCCUUAAAAUGCUAUUUAACUACUGAUUAGAGUUUUGUAUGCAUAUAUACUUAUUAAAUAUGAAUUAUUAAAUAAUAAUUUAAAAGAUAAGAUUGUAUUAUUUUAUACCAUAAAUUUUAAAGUAUUUGUUUUUCACAACUUCGUAGCUUACUGCGCUGCUGCUUUGAAGGUUUAGUGGACGAAGUGUAUAAAUUAGUGAUUUAUUGAAAAAAUUAAAAAAAAACGCUGCUACAUUUUUGAACAUAUAAAUAUUUAUGAGCUGUUUACACAACCUUCCAUACGUUUAUAAUAGUUCAGCAGUCUAUGUGCAUUGUAUGUUACCUAUUUUAUGCCGUAAUUUAAAACAAAAGGUUUCAUUCCUUUUUUUUAACUAACCGCACUUAACGAAUGUGUCUGUAAAGUGGUAAUAGUUGCAAGGUUCAGACAUCAACUUGCAAGACUAAUCGGCAAAACUUCUUGGCUAGUGGUAAAACGAGGUUGAGAUGUCGAGCUAAACAUUAAUUGAAGCUGUUAACAUUAAUCAAUAUAAUUUAAAAUUGUGAACCGUUGUUUUAAUACAGUUUAAAUACUUUUAUAAUCCACUUUUUAUCCGAAAUAUUUGUAUAUCCACAAAAUUCAAACAAAACACUUAAUGUUAAGUAACAGAUAAUAAAAAUCAUUGGUCACAAUUAACAUUUUUAGUAGUGUCACACAAAAAGUACAUUUUUUCUUAUAUCAUCAUAUAUGAGUGCAUAUUGUACACUAUGGCUACUGCAUAAAAUUAAGUAGUGCACACAUUUCUUUUUAUUAGUAUUUCAAAAAACAAAAAGAAACAACACAGUAGCGAAAAAAUAAAAUAUAAAUAGCAACUAAAACUAAAAAAACAUAAUACAUAUUUAUAAACGUUUAUUGUAUUUUGAAAAAUGAAAUUUUACAUAUACAUACAUACAUAUAGAAUAUAUAGAGCGCUACGUAAGAAUAAAAAAUUUAACGAAGCAAAGUUAUUAGAAAGUGCUAAAAAAACUAUUUAAAUCAAAAAUAAAGGAAUAAACAGAAAUAAAAA